AUGUCAUCCAACAAGACCUACCUCAUCACAGGUGCCAACCGAGGCAUCGGCAAGGGCUUCGUCUCCCUCCUCCUCCAGCGCCCCUCAACCACCAUCAUCGCCGGCGUCCGCGACCCCUCCAACGACUCUUCCAAGGCUCUUACCUCUCUCCCAAAGGGCGAAGGUUCCAAGCUCAUCCUCGUAAAGAUCGACUCCUCCGUCGAAUCCGACCCCGCCACCGCCAUCGAGCAAAUCCAACGGGAACACGGCAUCACCUCCCUCGACACCGUCAUCGCCAACGCAGGCAUCUCGCACUCCGCCGUGCACGUCCGAGACCUGACUUUCGACGCGGCGCUGGAGCAUUUCAAGGUGAACUCGGUCGCGCCUCUCGUCCUCUUCGGCGCCGCCGCCCCUCUCCUCAAGAACGGCAAGAACCCCACCUUCGUCGCCAUAUCUUCGGCCGUCGGCAGCAUCGCCGCGCAGGGCAACUUGUCUCAGCUGUUCCCGGGUGUGGGCCUGAGUCCCUACGGCGCCAGCAAGACCGCGCUGAACUACUUCAUGCAGAGGCUUUUCAUUGAAGAGCCGUGGUUGACUAGCUUCGUGUUCCACCCCGGCCUGGUUGAGACGGACAUGGGCUCUGGGCUGUCUAAGAAGACUGGCGUUGACAUGAAGAGCCUGGGUGCUAUUACUACUGAGCAGAGCGUCGAUGGGAUGGUAGCCGUUCUUGAUGGUGUUACGAAGGAGUUGAGUGGCAAGUUCAAGAACCACGAUGGAACCGAUCUGCCGUGGUAG
Messenger RNA from Colletotrichum karsti, 771 nucleotides. RefSeq lists its product as uncharacterized. The coding region runs from base 1 to 771 and encodes 256 amino acids. The transcript has a single exon. Lineage: Eukaryota; Fungi; Ascomycota; Sordariomycetes; Glomerellales; Glomerellaceae. The record is from RefSeq and is a predicted model, not a curated record.